AUGACUCGGCCGAUGCAUCACGUCGUCCGUCGGCGCCGCGUUGACGCCGUUUUACGGAAGACUAUGGUGCUGCUACUUUUGUUGUUGGUGUUCUCCUUGUCGUCGUUCACAUCGGCCGCCGCCGAGUGCCCGGCCAAAUGCAUGUGCUUCAAGACGACUGUCCGCUGCAUGUUCCUGCAUCUGGACCGGAUACCCGACCGCAUAUCUCCGGCUACCACCGUGCUGGACUUGAGAUUUAAUAAAAUCAAGGAUAUCGAACCCAAAUCAUUAGCUCACCUGACAGAGUUAAACACCUUAUUGUUGAACAACAAUAAUAUAAACGAUCUGAAAAAUGGUGCAUUUGCAAACCUUUCGAAGCUUCGAUUAUUAUACUUGUAUAAAAACAAAAUCGAAAACAUCGAGACUAGGGUAUUUAAUAACUUAACGAGCUUGGAACAAUUAUACUUGCAUUUCAACAAAAUUCAUAAGCUCGAUUUGGAAAUGUUUAAGGGACUUACAAAACUGGAAAGACUAUUUUUACACAACAAUAGGAUAAGAAAAAUUCCACCUGGAACAUUCGAUUCAUUAACGUCGUUGGGUCGUUUACGGCUAGACAGCAACCUGUUGACAUGCGAUUGCGAUAUUCUGUGGUUGGUAAACGUGCUGAAGAAAAGUCACACCUCGGGAGAAGAAUUCGGGGAGUUCACUGCGACGUGUCAUUUUCCCGUAGAAAUGAGCGGAAAAUCGUUGAUGGAAAUGACCGAAAACGAUUUUCAUUGCAACGAGUUGCGGUUUAAAGAAGAACCCAACGACGUGACCGUGUCAUUUGGGGGUUCUGCGUUUUUCACGUGCAAGGUAGAAGGCAAUCAGAACGUGAAAACGAUUUGGACUCGCGACAACAACGAGAUUGAUAUGACCGAUUCGAGGUAUUCGAUGACCAACGACGGGCUCAUGAUCAAAUCCGCGUCGUUGAAGGACGUCGGCACGUACGAAUGCAUGGUGAAAAAAGAAAACAUCGAGUUGAAGUCACGACCGGCCAAAAUCAUAUUAGAGUCCAGCGCGACAGCCGACACGCCUCCGGAAAUCAUCGUGGAACCGGGCCACAAGACGGUGUCGGUCGGCGAACAGUUGCGACUAGCGUGCGAAGCCGUAGGAGUGCCCGAACCGUCUAUAACGUGGGCCAAAGACGACAUCAAUCUAGAACUUGGCCAAAGAGUUCAGGUAUUUCAAAACAAUACAUUGAUUAUAUCUAAAGUGGAAAGAACGGACGUCGGUCAUUAUAAAUGCGUGGCGUCCAAUUAUCUGGGACGAGUAUCUUCCGAGGCGAUGGUUAACGUAAACGCUCCUCCGGUCAUCGUUAGCGCUUCCCACGACAUAACCGUGAAAACUGGCGCCACUGUUGAACUCCAGUGUCUGGUCGAGGGAUAUCCUAAGCCCGUUGUCACCUGGUUCAAAGACGGCCGUUCGAUCACGCCGGGUCCGAGGACAUCGUUCCACAACGAAAGAACGACGUUACGCGUGGAACACGCAAAAGACGGCGACAGGGGUAUGUUCACGUGUUUGGCUCAAAAUUUGGUUGGAUCGGCCGAGAGCAACAUCGAAAUAAAGGUCAGAGGAUACGGUCCCAGACGUCCGAAGCUUCUGAUAAAGCCGUUCGACAUGGAAGCCCCGCAGAGGACAAGCAUCGAAGUGCCUUGUAAAGCUGAUGGAGAUCCCACGCCAAACGUCACAUGGACCAAAGACGGCGUUGAUCUUGUCCAAGACCAAAACCACAAAAUCAACAGCAUUGGAAGUUUACGUUUGUUCAACAUAUCUUUCGCCAAUUCUGGUGUGUAUGAGUGCACAGCCAAGAAUAUACAUGGGCAAGAGUCGGCUAGAGGCACAAUUGCGGUUCUAGGUGAUGUAUUAGAACAAUCACCCGGGGACCGUUUCGUCAAUUUGGCAUUCCGUGAGGCCAACUUGGAAGUCGACAGAGCGGUAAACGCUACGAUUAAUUCGUUGUUCGGUUCCAACGACAGAGUCAUGAAUCCGGAAAAGUUGAUGAGAAUGUCCAGGUUCCCAGACGUGUUCGCCAGAGAUGUGGCCAAAUCAGCCGAUAUUUUCGAAAGGACAUUGGCGAACGUCCGGAAACACGUGCAAGCCGGACUCAAGGUUAACUUGACCGAAAAUUUUUCUUACAGAGACCUAUUGUCAGUGGAACAAUUGGACUUGAUUGCUAAUCUAUCCGGAUGUCUGAAAUACCAAACAAAGCCCAAUUGUAGCGACAUGUGUUUUCACACCAAAUAUCGGACGGUAGACGGUACCUGUAACAAUUUACAAAAUCCACUGUGGGGGUCGUCUCACACGCAAUUCAGACGGAUUUUAAAGCCAAUAUAUGAAAAUGGAUUCAACACGCCGAUUGGUUGGACUAAAGGUAUGAAGUAUUAUGGUUUCGAAAAGCCCGGCGCUAGACUAGUGUCGACGUCCAUGAUUCGCACAAACGAAAUCACCUCUGACGAAGAAAUCACGCAUAUGGUGAUGCAAUGGGGUCAAUUCUUAGAUCACGACUUAGACCACGCCAUACCGUCGACAACCAAAGAGAGUUGGGAAGGUUUGGACUGUAAGAAAACGUGUGCCUAUUCUUUUCCAUGCUUUCCGAUGGAUGUGCCGCCAAACGACGACCGCAUAAAAAAUCGUAGGUGUAUGGAUUUCAUUCGAAGUAGUUCCAUAUGUGGUACUGACACGACAUCGGUGUUCUUUGAUAAGCUACAGCCCAGAGAACAAAUCAACCAAUUGACGGCUUUCAUCGAUGGUUCACAAAUCUACGGAUUUACAAGCGAUCGUUCGUUUAUACUGCGAGAAGUUCAAACGGGUUUUGGUCUGAUGCGAGGUGGUAUAUCGUCCAAUUUCGGUAAAGAAAUGUUACCAAUUGCCGGAGCCGACGAAGUGGACUGCAGGAGAGACCUGACGGAGAGCGACACUGGAUGUUAUUUGGCCGGCGACAUUCGAGCAAACGAACAGGUGGGCUUAUUGGCCAUGCAUACAAUUUGGAUUAGAGAACAUAAUCGUAUCGCCAGAGAGUUACGCAAGAUUAAUCCGCACUGGGAAGGAGACGUCUUGUUCCACGAAGCGCGGAAAAUCGUGGGCGCGGAAUUACAGCACAUAACCUUCAAGCAUUGGAUGCCCUACGUACUCGGACCUAAGGGCAUGGACUUGUUGGGCCAAUAUCAAGGAUACGACCCAACCGUAGACCCGUCCAUAUCCAACGUGUUUGCCACAGCUGCCCUCAGAUUCGGGCAUUCAAUCAUUAAUCCGGUUUUGAGCCGGCUCGAUGAUAACUUCACUACUAUUCCUCAGGGUGACUUGUCACUGGGAAAAGCGUUUUUCACACCAUGGCGUUUGUCCGAUGAAGGUGGCACGGAUCCUCUGAUGCGUGGGUUCUUUGCCGUACCUGCCAAAAGAAAAAUGCCCAAACAGAACCUGAACGAUCAGUUAAUCGAUCAUUUGUUCACAUCGGCGCACGCCGUAUCAUUAGACUUGGCGGCAAUGAACAUACAACGCAGCAGAGACCACGGCAUUCCCGGUUAUACCGAAUGGAGGACAGUGUGUAACAUGUCUAAAGCUGAAAGUUUCGAUGACCUCAAAAACGAAAUCAGUGAUAAUGAUGUGAGAAAUAAACUUAAGGAACUGUAUGGUCACCCGGGUAAUAUCGAUGUUUGGGUCGGAGGAAUUCUCGAAGAUCAAGUAGCCGGAGGUAAAGUCGGUCCGUUGUUCCAAUGCUUAUUGAUAGAACAGUUUAAAAACUUAAGAAAUGGUGACAGAUUUUGGUACGAAAAUCCUUCGACUUUCAGUCCAGCAAAACUCACACAAAUCAAACAAGCUUCACUUGCUAGAGUUCUCUGCGAUAAUGGAGACAAUAUCACUCUGACGUCUAGAGAUGUGUUCAAGUUACCCGAACUACAAUCGCCCAAGUUAUUACCAUGUAAAUCGAUUCCAAGUAUUGAUCUGAGACUUUGGUUUGAAUGCAACGGAGAUUGUCCCGGAGAAAAUGCGUCUAAAGAAAUGGAAGAACUCAGGUCCAAAGACGCAUUGGCCAAAGUAAUGAACAUGACUGAGGGAAAACUAGAAGGUCUAAGUCAGUGGCUCGACGGGCUUAAAUUGGACAUUAAGAGAUUAAAACGCGAACUCAGACAUUUGACAAAAGCGAAUAACAGUGGAUGUUAUGAUGACACUGUCAAAAGGAGGCGCAGAGACGGACGAACUUGGGUUUCCAAAAAAUUGUACUAA
This is a messenger RNA of Macrosiphum euphorbiae (potato aphid), 4245 nucleotides long. NCBI's taxonomy places the organism in Eukaryota, Metazoa, Arthropoda, Insecta, Hemiptera, Aphididae. The record is from the annotation of a GenBank genome assembly.